Molecule: messenger RNA, 12323 nt
Organism: Bursaphelenchus okinawaensis
Lineage: Eukaryota; Metazoa; Nematoda; Chromadorea; Rhabditida; Aphelenchoididae
Source: the annotation of a GenBank genome assembly
AUGCGGACCAAAAUGGAGGAACGCAUACGGUAGGCAUGGAUAAUAUGUUUAUUUCUUGUUUACUCGAGAAUUCGCGGGUAAACAAGUCGAAAUUGGAUUUUGAAGAGUUGGAUAAGGAUGUUGUGAGUUGGAAAAAGUAAAGGUUGAAGUGGUUUUUGAUCAAGAUUUGAUAGAAACAUUGAUUUUUGUAAAGGAAGACCAAGGUAUCUAAAGUAUUAUCAAAAAUAAUGAAUCUUGAAGAAAUAUUGUUUCUGAUUGAUAGUAAAUAGUGGAAAAAAUAUUUUUAUUAUUUAAAAAUGUAAGAGUUUAAAUUUAAGAUUUGAUAGAAACGAUCGUUUGUUCAAGGUUCACCAGGAUGCCUAACAUAAUAUAAAAAUUUUAAAAUUCCCAAUGCUUUCUUUGCUAAAACUACUAAUCAGCUAUAUCAAAAACAAGAUCCAGCUUUAAAAAAUCUUUUUGGAUAUAUUAUUUGUUGUAAUUCACAUGAAUUCUUAAUUAAACUUUGUCAAAAACAUUUGGGUUUGAUUAGAGAUGAAACGUGAACUCUAGUGUUAUUCUUUGACUUUUUCAGUGUUUAUUUUUUAUCAGAACAUUGAACAAAGAACACGUUUGGUUAUUUGCAAAUUGAAAAUUUAGGUUUUGAAAAGAAUUUGAGAGGAGUUUGAGCAAAACAUUCAGUAUAACAUUGAUAUCGGCAUGGAUAAUAUAAAAUUGGACGUAUUUUGUGGGGUUUCUUGAAAAAUAAAUUGAAGGGAUAUUUUUAUUGAUGAAAAGGAUAUUUUUUAUAAAAUACGAAAAUUUUACGUAAAAAUAAUAAAGGAGCUAUGGGUUAUGUGAGGUUAAAGACAUUAGGCAAUGUUGGUGUUGAUGGAUAAUAUAAAAUUGAACACAGAUGGCUUAUAUAGACUAAAAUUAAAGUUUAUAAGCUUUUCAAAGAUAGAAUAAGGUUAUUUGCAAUUAUUUAUGAAGUUAAGUUCAUCAAAAACGUCCAUGAAUUACAAGUUAUAUUGUGUCAAAGAAAUCAAGCUUCAAAAAAGUUGAUGGAUAAUAAAAAAUUUACCUAAAACGUUAAUAUACCUUGAAAAACGAAAAACAAUCAGUAUAAAAAAGAAUCUUAAAGUAUUAUUUUUAAUAAUUGAGUUUAAAUAUGAUUUUAAUGCUAAAACGUUUUAGUUUGAUGGACCAAAAAGAGAACGACGCGCGGUCGCGCAACCAGCACGCGGUGGAAGGCCCGCAGGCAGUCCGACUAAAACUGCAGCAUAGGACAGACGAGGGGAUCAGUGUGGUAGGUUUUGGCACAAAAUGAAAAAUUUUCUAUUUUAUUUUUUGAAAUUUUAAAAAUUUAGGUGAUAUCAUGGUGAAUAUGAUCUAAAAAGUUGAUUUUAAAAUGUCUGUUGUUUAAAAUGAAUUUUUGAUGUAAAAUGAAAGAUUUAAAUAACUAAGCAUUAAAAAAUAUAAUAUUAACAAAAAGUCUAAUAUAAAAUGGCAUUUGCUUCUAGAACCCUCACUCAAUUCCCGGAUUACAAGACGAUGACAUAUUGGAGGUGAAGUCGACGGUUUCAAAGCAUUUUGUGUACGUUCAGUUUAAAAAGGAGACCAAUAAGACUACGACCAGGGAUGCGAUUCAAAUUUGUGACAAGAUUUUCGACACAAGAAAGGAGUUUUUUCCUUCCAGAAGCUUUGUUGAAGUCAGAAAAGUGGAUAGGAAUAAGGUAAGGGAGGCUUUUUGUAAUUUUUUUGUCUUUAGUUGAGGUGAACAUUAAUGAAAAUUUGGAAUGAGGUUUCUAUUUUUGUUAUUGUAUAUGAUAUUCCUAGAGCACGUAUUUUACCUUCUUGAGCGCUUUAAACUCGGUUGCACGGUGGAAGAAUUAAUUGUUUUGCACUGUGCAAGGGAUUGAUAAAGGGCUGCACAGUGCAAAAACAAAUUACAUUGCGUAUUUUGAUUGCACGGUGCAAUUAAAAAAAGGCUGCACAGUGCAAGAAAAAAGGAUUUGCACAGUGUAAAAGAGUAAUAAAUGACUGCACUGUGCAAAUUUCAAAAUCUGUUUAAAACUGUUUUUGGAGGUAAAAUACGUUUGAGCAAUCUACUUUUCUAAAAUUUUAAGGGAUUCUAAAGUAAAAACUGAUUUUAUUUAAAACUUUUCAGUUUUUAGGUAACAAAUUUGGAUUUUCUUAAAAAUUUUUAGAUUUUUAGAUAACAAAUAUGUCAAAGUUUAAUGAAAAACACUGUUUAAAAUGAAUCAAAGUUUGAUUUUAGGUAUAAAACUGAUGCAAAUUCUUAUUUUCCAGAUAGCUCUGGACUCAGUCGAGCUCACCUUCAAAGAGUACUACAUAUCAAGAGCGGACAUGUUCCACUUCAGAAGCUGUCUCAUCGAUUCGUGCGUCUACGUAGGCAAAUUCGAGAAUUGGCUUGGCGUCCACUGUACAGUAUCCGACAUAUGGUCAGCUGGUGAGCCGGCAUGGUCAGGCUACGUGUCAGAAGAGACUCGAAUCGUAUUCAGAUCCUCCUCAUCACAGGUACUCAUCUACAUACAAUUGAGUACCGAAAUGUGGGACAUUGACCCUCAGGGCGAUUUGUACUUUGAAAAGUGCUACAAAGGCUUCUUGCCAGAGCUAUUCAAGAGGUGGAGCUUACAAUCGUGUGCACAUCACGUGUCUAUUAUAGUAUUUUCACGAUGGUACUAUAAUAAACAGGUACUGAAUCAAGAACAGCUGGAGAAGAUCAAAGCAAAUCGAGAUCAUAGGGAUAGGUACUUUCAGGUAAGGCUAUCGGCGUUUUUUAGGUAAUAAAAGACAUGUUUUUAAAUUUUUAGGUACAAAUUUUAGAAAAAUUUUGGUUUUUAGGUAACAAAAAAAAAUUUUUUUUAAAAAUUUUUAGGUAAUGAAAAGGAAAAAAAAGAACUUUUAAGGUAGAAAAAUGAAAAUUUUUGUUUUUUAGGUAACAAAAAUGAGUUUUUUCAAAAUUUUUAGGUAACAAAGCAAAGAAAAAGCAAGAUUUUGAAGCUGGAAAGAAAGUUUUUGCGUUAGUUGUUAUAAAAUAUUUUUAAAAAUGGCAAGAAAUUUCGUUCCAAAACAAAAAAUGGCCAGAACUUUUUGACAACGAAAAAUCGCGAAAACUUUCUUUACAAAACAAAAAUAGCAAUAAAUUUCUUUACAAGCUUUAAAAUGGCAAGAACUUUCUUUACAAAACAAAAAUGACAAGAACUUUCUUUACAAAACAAAAAUAGCAAUAAAUUUCUUUACAAGCUUUAAAAUGGCAAGAACUUUCUUUACAAAACAAAAAUGACAAGAACUUUCUUUACAAACCUUAAUUUUUAAAAUUUCAGGAUUUCUAUCGCCUACUAGUCCAGAACGAGCACUACACUGAUUGGACUCACGUUCUGGCCAACCUAAGGAAGUGUUUCACAAAUUAUCAGAAUACGAUCAAGAAUUACCAUCGUAAAUUGUUGCCGGAACUGGGCGAUCGAAACGACUUUUGUGAAAUGUCAACGGCCAGGGAUGGCAACUUCUUGGAGGUGCUGAACAUGUCUAUGAAUAGCUUCUUUGUUUAUCACUCGGAUCGACGGUUUGAAACUACUGGGCAACAGGUAGGAAAUUUUUUGAUUUUUAUUGGUUUUUAGGUAACAAGAGAGAGAUUUAGUUUGGAAAAAUGUGUUAUUUAGGUAACAAAAGGGCUCUCUAGGUCCAAAAAUGGGAUUUUUAGGUAACAAACUGGUCUUUAUAAGUUAAAAAUAUAACUUUUAGGUAACAAAGUUAACUUUUCGUUCUUAAAUUGCAAAUUUUAGGUAACAAAAGGGCUGUUUAAGUCUAGUAAUGUAACUUUUAGGUAUCAAACUGCUGUUUAUAGGUAUUGAUAUUGCAUUUUUAUUUUUUGUUUUAAGUAUCACAGUGCUGUUUGCAGGUGUUAAUAUGGCAUUUUGGUUUAUUUUUAGGUAACAAAACGGCCUUUCUGGGUCGAAAAAUGAGUUUUUUAGGUAACAAAAUUGAAUUUAUAGGUAAAAAAAAGCUUUUCAGUAAAGAAGCUUGAACGUUUAGGUAACAAAAAGUGAUUUUUAGCUUAUAAAACUCAAAUUUUGGGUAACAACUUUCAUUUUUUUUAGAUUCUCUUUGUAACCCCAGGCGGUGGAGUCUUCAACGUUGAUCGAGAAAUGGUAAAUCUAACAAAACAACGUCUAAUCGAUAUGGGUAUCUCAUUGGAUAUCGUGUGUCUAGGUGAACAACCUCUACACGCGGUGCCAUUAUUCGUGUUCAAAUCCAAAAUUAAUCAACAAACUGAGGACUAUUUCAUACCACAUUGGAUGAACUACUCGUACUUUCGAAUGCCACAUAAGACUAGCAUCAUGGUCAAGUUCAAAACUAGGAUCAACUUCCCAAUUGCUCUUUUGAAUGUAGGUUUGGAGGGGUAUUUAGGGGUUUGCACGGUGCAAGGGGAUUAGAAGGGAUUGCACGGUGCAAAGGGAAUUUAGAAGGGAUUGCACGGUGCAGGGGGAAAUGAAAUGGCUGCACGGUGCGGAAAAUAUUGCGCAAUUGCGCGGUGCGAAAGGUAAAGGAAUGGGUGCACUGUGCGGAUAAAUAUUGCGUAAUUGCACGGUGCAGCGGGAACAAGAUAGGUUGCACUGUGCGGAUAUUGCGUAAUUGCACUGUGCGGAGGGGAAAACAAUCUUUGCACCGUGCACAACGAAAAAAAGGUUGCACUGUGCAAGAAUAAUUAAUGACUGCACGGUGCAAAAUCUAUAAAAACUGCACCGUGCAAAAGGCGUUGGAAUAAAAAUCAGCGCAAUAACUUUAUUUACAACAGAAAAAUUAAUAAAAAUUUAAAAAAUGAAAAAAGCAUUAAAAAAUGGCAUAAAAAAGAAAAUCAAAGAAAAUUUACAGAACCGACCAAGUGGCUUGUCGAUGAAUGUCGAUGUUAACAUACCUGAAAUUGAAUGCGAGGCUUAUGAUAUGUACGCAUUGCGACAUUUUUCGGCCGAAGAGAACACUUCCAAUCCACAGUUGUCGGCUUUUUGCAAAUAUUUGAACAUUAUGUUACCUAAAGAGUCCACUCCGAUUACCGUAAGUUGAAAUUUUGAAAAAAUUUUAAAAUCAACAAUUUUUGAAAUUUCUACAAAUUUAAAAAUGUAGGACCAGAAUUACGCGACCACACCGUGCCAAGACGUGCCCGACUUUGUACGAGCACUCGAACCGACUGUGAAUGGUACGCUUUACCCUUUUAUUAACAAUUUACCGGUAAUUUAGGUCGAAAACCGCUGACAUCCGACUCGAGGACCUUGAUCAACCCAUUUCGACCAGAGGAAUUCAUUGUUCGAAUCACCGCCAACCGACGACGAUGGAUUCACGUUUUCCCCGUGGAUCGAUUGGGCCGCGCUAAAUUGGCUCAUCAUUAUGUGGUGGGCAAGAGUACUGUACACGUACUACAGACGGUGGAGCCGGUAAGGACUGUUCUUGAAAUUAUAGAAAGUGGAAAGAAAGUUCUUGCGUUUUCUGCUUUUUGAAAGUUUAGAGUUUGGAAAGAAAGUUUUUGCGGUUUUUUAAAAAAUUCAGAAGGUGGAAAGAAAGUUUACGCUUUUUUUUACUUUGCACAGUACGAUUUAUUAAUGUGCUGCACGGUGCAAGAAAAGAAGCGUUUGCACCGUGCAAGCGUAAAACGACUGCACUGUGCAAAAAUAAAAAUGAAUGCACUGUGGAAGGGCCAAAAACAAUUGCACCGUGCAAAAAAGUGAUUGCACUGUGCAAGAUGAAGGAAUAGCUUUAAAAAUUGUAGAAACAUAAAAUAUGGCAAUAACUUUCUUUACAGAACUAAAAAUAGCGAGGACUUUUUGUACAAAACAAAAAAUGGCAAGAACUGUCUUUACAAAACAGAAAUGGCAAGAACUUUCUUUAAAAACCAAAAAAUGACAAGAACUCUUUAAAAAACGUAAAACGGCAAGAACUUUCUUUACAAAUCGAAAAAUUCCAGGAGCCCUCUCCCCAACAAACUCAAUCCCCAGCCAUAGCCAACAACUCUCCAGCUCGUCGGCCGCCCUCGCCUCAAAACCAAGAAAAGUCAUACACCGAGAACAAGGUGACAGGCCUGGGCGCCAAAGGAAAAACCACGGUUUGGGCGUGGGGAUCCACAGGCGAAGAGAAAUGGAACCCAGAUAUGGAGAUUGGCAUGGACUGGAAGAGUUUGGUGCGGUCGGGACUGCUUCCAAUCACUACUGACUUCUUUCCAGACGCUCGGUCUCUAAACGACUAUCAUCUAACGGUAGGAGUUUGGGUGGUUUUUUGGGGUGCUUUUUUGAUUUUAAGGGUAGGGCUGAUUUUUUGGGGACAGGGCGGAUUUUUUUGGGGUAAGGUGGCUUUUUUGGGGGCAGGGGAGACUUUUUUGGGGUAGGACUGGUUUUUUGGGUGUAUGGUUGAUUUUUUAUGGAUGGUCAGGUGUUUGGGGGUGGGUUUGAUUUUUUUGGGGGUAGCGUUGAUUUUUUUGGGGGGUAGGGCUGAUUUUUUAUGGGUGGGCUGAAUUUUGGGGGUACGGUUGAUUCAUUUGAGGUAGGUUUGAUUUUUGGGGGUAGAACUGAUGAUUUUUUUGGGGUAGGGCUGCAUUCUAUUGAUAUUUUUCACUCAUUUUUUGGUUGUAAACAAAGUUUUUGCAGAUUUUAAAAUUUUCUUUUAUCUUGUAAAGAUUCCUCAAUUCUUUUAAUACAACUUUACACAAGAAUAUGUUUAGGAACAUCCGGUACUAAUCGACUACGAAGACCUAAAGAAGUGGGUACCACACGAUGUGAGCCGACCAAUAACCGAAGCUCAUCUCGAGAAUCUUUUAUUCGAACAACUAAUUAGGCAACGCUUACAAAGAGGCUAUCAAAUAGUACUACUGCCGAAGGAGAUGAUUCACACUGCAAUACAGUAGGCUUUAAAAUGGCAUAACAUUGAAUUUUUUGUGUGCAUUUUCCAACUUUUUUUGGCAUUUUUGGGCUGUAAAGAAAGUUUUCGCAAUUUUUUUUGUAAAAUACGUUUUCUGCAUAUGUUUUAAUCAAUUUACACUUUAUAGUUUAUAAUUGUUUUGCACUAUGCAAUUUUUUAUUUUCUUGCACCGUGCAGCAAAUUGUAUUUUUGUUACAAUAAGAUUUUUAACGUAUUUUAGGUAACAAAUUUGGUUCCAAAAUUUAGUCUGGACUAGUAAAAAGCUAUCAAAAUUGAUUUUAUUAAAAUUGCUUUAAAAAGAAAGGCACAGCGAUUUUUAAAAAAAUUAUUGCACUGUGCAGUCUUAAAAAGUUUUGCAUGGUGCAAGGAUAAAAUACGUUUUUUGGUAUUUUUUGAGAAAUUAAUAUUUUUUUUGGUUUUUUAAGAUUUAUAAGGGCUCAGUGGUAUGAAAUGUCGUAUUUUACCAAAUUUUUGGUCGUUUUUAAGAAAAAAAUAUUUUUAAUUUUUAAAAUUUUUAAAUUUCAGAAAAGUCCUACCAGAACGACCUCAUCAAACCGUACUACGCGAAUGCUCACUGUCUUUCAAUCAGAUUUACCAUCGUAUUUCACUAAUAGCCGACGAACCACAUUACUUUUUGAUUCAACAGUUCGUGCCAAAGUCGACCAUAGCUGGCGAAGUGUCACAAAAACUGUGGCGAGUAUCAAAGUACAACUACUACUUUCAAGUACCGGAUGAUGCCAAUUAUACGGCAAGUCAGACUGCCUUUAAACAUCACAAUUUGGACAAAUUGAAUUGGAGUUACUUGGAUGCGGAGCUGCAAGCUAGGACGAUGGCUGGGCUGUACAAAGACGAUAUGAAGUGCUUUUCGUCACGGUAGGGGUUUGAAAAUGCUUAAAAAUUUAAUUUUUGUUUGAGAAAGUAGCGUGUAAUUGAAAAAAAUGGCGGACUUUCGGUAUGAAAUGCUGUUUUUCGCACGGUGCAAUGCUCUUUUAUUAUUUUUGCACGGUGCAGUCAAUUCUUUAUGCGUUGAACCGUGCUUUUUGACGAAAAAACCGAUUGUUUGAUAAAAUAACGUUCAAAUGAUAAGCGAUGACGGAGUUUUGGUUUGAAAUGCUAAAUUACGUUUAAAAUUUUUUUUGCACUGUGCAAUGCUUUUUUAUUAUUUUUUGCACGGGGCAAUUAAUUUUUUUUGCUUUGCAGGGUGCAAUCGUGGGGAAGGAGUGAGGUACUUUUUUUUUGGUUUUUUAAUGAAAGUCCUUGCAGUUUUUGUCAUUUUUUAAGCUGUAAAGAAAGUUUUUGCCGUUGUUUGUUUUGUAAAGAAAGUUUUUGCAAUUUUUUGUUUUGCAAAGGAAGUGUUUUUCAUUUUUUGUUUAGUAAAGAAAGUUUUCGCCAUUUUAUAGAAUUCAGUUUUGUAAACACUUUUUUUUACACAGUGCAAUUUAAACUUAAAUUUUGAGCACUAUUAUUAAUUUUAUUUUUCAGAUUCCUAAUAGUACCAGAAAGCACCAUCUUCUCGGAAAAGCUCCAGUCUCUCGGCCGCGCCGAUGUCUACGAACCUUUCGACUCGGUGGAGCUAGAGAAGAACUUUGUUCGCUUCCUCGAAGCCUUCAACCUGAUCAGACUAGGCCAACAAUCCUACUCCAAGUCCUCAUACACACCCACUUCUCAACUCUCAUCCAAGAGCUUUGAGUUUGGCGCGAGUAAGGAUUUCCAAAAGAAGAGUCACAAUAAUAGUGGCAGUAGUAAGAGCAUCGCUGCCAUUCCGAAUGAUGUGAUGGAAGUGGUACCUCGAAUACCUUACGAUGAGGAGAAUAUCUUGAAGGAAUGGCGGAGGAAAUGCGAAUCUACGCCGAUUUUAAGCAGUGUUGGAAGGAGGGGUAAGAAUUUUUAAAAAUUUUUGAAAUUUUUUUUGUUUUUGAAAAAAGUUUUUUUUUGAUUUUGAAAAUUUUGAUGCAUGUUGGUAAAUACUGUCGGAAAAAGUCUAAAUUUUGCUUUUAAAACACUUUUAUACCUAAAAACAUUUAAAAAUGAUUAAUAUCUGCUUUUUUGAUGCACCGUGCAGUCUCAUAUACGGACUGCACGGUGCAAAAUAUUAAAUAUGCUGAAAAACACUGAUUUUGAUAUAAUUUAAAAAUCUUUAUUAUUUUAUAGUAAAAUACGACCUGAUGGUUCUUCUUGUUUUAUUCAUUAUAAAAAACAAUUUUUAUUUUGAAGCUUUUUUUAUUAAUUUUGUUUGGCAUUGUUUUACUGCACCGUGCACUUUUGAUUUUUGAAUGCACUGUGCAGACAAAACAAAAAAUGGCAAGAACUUUCUUUACAAAACUAAAAAUGGCAAGAACUUCGUUUACAAAACAUGUAACAGCAGAAAUUGUGAUACGUCGUAUAACUUGUCAUUCGCAGGCUGCAAAAUUUACAAGUAUGGUUUUUUCAAAUAGGAAUGGCAAAAACUUUCUUUAAAAAGCGAAAAGCGGCAAGAACUUUCUUUACAUGGUUUAAAAUAGGAAGAACUUUCUUUACAACACAAAAAAUGGCAAGCACUUUCUUUACAGGCCAAAAACUACAAUUCCGAAAUUAUUGACACAAUGGCUAAAAACUUGAAAAUUAUUGUAUUGUUCAAAUACUUUUGUGCCCCCUUAACCCCUAAAAUUUGCUUUGAGGGGGGGGCACAGAACUAUUUAAACAAAAAACGAAAUAGUAAACCUAUUUUUUGCUUCAAGACUAGUAUACUAAAUCAAUGUUUUAGGUUCUCCCCAACUCCCCAACACCCUGUUCAUAUCGUUCGACUUUGUGCAAUGGCUAACCGAGACCGUGGACGGUCUAGAACAACGUGACACUGCCCUAAAGUUUGCUCAAAAAAUGCUAAAAACCUCGCGAAUUCGCCAAGCCCACUGCUUCCACAACGACCGUGACGAUUCGGAAGCGCUGAAGGGGCAAACCGACCAGUCGGAACCCAAGUUCAUGUUCGGCUUCUUCUUCUACCUGAUCGUCACGGAUAACAUCCAGAAGGACCUGAGGGAGGCGGAGACCCAAACCCGCUUUUUUGUCGAAAUCUGCCAGUCCUGCGGCGGUAAAAUCGAAAACCGAGACUGUCGAUUCGUGUCCAAAAGUGUACCGGUCGAAGUGGAUUCACUGUUUGCGAAUCAGACCCACCUCGUCACUUAUAAUGUCAGACAUCCCGAGAGUCAAUUCGUAGAUUAUGGAAGGGUAAGGGGUUUUUUUUGGAGUUUUGAAAGGAAAGGACUAGAUUUUUUGGGUUUGUGGGGAGGGUAGGGAUAGUUUUUGGAUUUUUUGUAGGGUAGAGGUAGUUUUUGGACUUCUAAGGGGGUAGGGUGUGGUUUUUUUGGUUUUUUUGUAUGGUAGGGGUAUUUUUUAAAUUUUUUUUGUGGGUAGGGGUGGAUAUUGGAUUCGGGGCAGGCGUAGGGGUAGUUUUUGUACCUUAAAGGGGAGGUGUAGUUUUUUUGGUUUUUAAAGGGAAGGGGUAGUUUUUGCGGUUUUUUAAAGAGGAGGGGUAGUUUUCUUUAAAUUUUUAGGGGGGGGUGUGCGGUGUAGUUUUGGGCUAGCUUAGGGGUUUUUUACAAAAUUUACAAAAAAAAUGGCAAGAACUUUCUUUACAAAACAUAAAAUGGCAAGAACUUUCUUUACAGAACCAAAAAUGGCAAGAACUUUCUUUACAAAACAUAAAAUGGCAAGAACUUUCUUUACAGAACCAAAAAUGGCAAGAACUUUCUUUACAAAAUAAAAAAUGGCAAGAACUUUCUUUACAAAACAUAAAAUGGCAAGAACUUUCUUUACAAAACAAAAAAUGGCAAGAACUUUCUUUACAAAACAGAGAAUGACAAGAACUUUCUUUACAAAACGAAAAAAGGCAAGAACUUUGUUUACAAAACGAAAAAUAACAAGAAUUUUCUUUACAAAACAAGAAAUGGCAAGAACUUUCUUUACAAGGCAAAAAAUGGCAAGAACUUUCUUUAUAGUUCAAAAAGUGGCAAGAACUUUCUUUACAAAACAAAAAAUGGCAAGAACUUUCUUUAUAGUUCAAAAAGUGGCAAGAACUUUCUUUACAAAACAAAAAAUGGCAAGAACUUUCUUUAUAGUUCAAAAAGUGGCAAGAACUUUCUUUACAAAACAAAAAAUGAUUAAAAUAUUUUCAGAUUUACUACGAGCGUUCAUUCGCGCCCUACAAAGCGUACGAGAUUUGGCUGAAGUGGUUUAUGGCCAAUUCCCAGAAAAUGUCGGAUUUGGUUCGAAAGUUGUGGCUUCGAAACGCCCAACGGCUCCAAUUCCACAUCUUCCCAGUACCAGAAGACGCCUUCGCCGAACCGACCAACUUCCUCUCCUCACCUUUACGAUGUCCAAUAUUCGUCGAGCUGGCGAGAGAUGUGAUCCCAGAUGGCAUCUUCUGGGACGCUCUGAAGGCGAUCCUCGAGAUCUUCGGCUUCAUCCUCAUGAACUGUCCCGUUCACAAGGAUUCGGAACGCCUGAAGAACAUUCACGGCAAUGAAAUCGAACCCACGGUACAGUACGUUCAUUUGAGUGGAGGCAUGUUCGUCAAGUUCGAUCAUCAAACCAUGAAACUGAUGUGGGCGUGGAAUCACAUGCUAAGUCAUCGCUACAGGGCGAGGUAAGAAGGUUUUGAAAAUUUUGGGAGGAGGAUUUUAGGGUACGGUAGAGUAGGGCAACCUCAUAUUAAAUAGGGUAGGAUAGAGUAGGGUGUUUCUUGGGGUCCGGUAGUAUAGGAUAGUAGUAAGCAGGGUAAGUUAAUGUAGAGUAGGAAACAGUAGGUCGAGAUAGGUAGGGUAGUAUAAUAUUAGGUGGGGUGGGUUACUGUUCUGAGAGAAUAAAGUACGGUAGUUUAAUAUUGAGUACGGCAGCUCAGGAUAUGGUUUCACAAGAUACCGUAGUUUAGGGUUGUAAACGUAGGCUAAGGUAGGGUGCUGUAGCUGAGAUUAGGGUACGGUAGUUUGUAGAGCACAGUGAGUUAGGUAGGGUAAGGUAGGGUACGGUAGGAUAGUGUAAAAUGGGGCAGGGUAAGAUAGGGUAGGGUAGGAUAAGUUAGGGUAGGAUAGGAUACGGUAGGGAAAGUUAGGGUAGGGUAAGGUAGGGUAGUGUAAGGUAGGAUAAUAUUAGAUCGCCAGGGUACUGCAUUUUAAAGUAUUAAAUUAACAUUUUUUAGUUGGUGCACGGAGCAAUUCCUGGACUUUUUACUCAAAGACUUUCGACUGUUUUGUGCGAAUGACAAUAAUCGACUGACCGACUUUUUGAACACAAAAUUUGUUGCCAAAAAACAAAUGGAGGAAGCAGCCGGGAUCGACAUCAACAACAUCAAACCUAACUCACCCACUCCAGAAUCCCAAAAAUCAUUGUUGUCACAACAGAAUUCACUCAUUCAUCUGCCUAACCUACAUCUACAUAUGUAG